AUCAUCAUCAUCACCAUCAUAAUCGAACACUGCAAUUGAUUACCAAAAAAAAAAUCAUCAUAAUCAUAAAGAUUAGAUAAACAAUAAGAAACAAUUGACAUUUGAACCGAAAAUUUGUUCCAUCCGUAUCGAUUGAUAUUGAUUGAUUGGGUCAAUCUAUUAUCAUUUGGCCUUCAUUCAUUUAUUUAUAAAAAUUUAUCUCUUUUUCAAUCCAAAAAUCAUCGAUUGACAGCCAACCAACCAACCAACCAACCAACAAUAAAAACUGUAUCGUAUAAGGAAUCUAAGCACAAACUUUGGGCAUAAUCAAUCGAAUAGCCCAAAGUCAUCAUUUUUGUUUCGGAAAAAAUUUAAAAAACAGAAAAAAGAAUUAAAAUCUAAUGAUCGUAUAGAAACAAACGAUAUGAAACGUAAUGAAAUGAUGUCAGCAUUUGAAUUAAAAGAUGAAGGGAAUAAAUAUUUUUCAUUACAUAAAUAUGAAGAUGCUAUCAAUCUUUAUAGCCAAGCUAUUAAACGUAGCCCAACAACGCCCACAUUCUAUACAAAUCGUGCAUUGUGUCAUUUAAAAUUAAAAAAUUGGGAUUCAUCAUGUGACGAUAGUCGCCGUUCACUUGAUCUCGAUCCAAAUUCGAUUAAAGGUCAUUUCUUUCUUGGUUUAGCAUUAUUAGAAUUGGGACAUUAUGAUGAAUCGAUUGCCCAUCUACAGAAAGCAUUAGAAUUAUCAAAAGAGAAUAAAAGAAAUUAUGGUGAUGAAAUUGCAUAUCAAAUACGAUUGGCAAAAAAGAAACGUUGGAAUGUAAUGGAAGAGAAAAGAAUUCGAGCCGAAAUUGAGCUUCAAAGUUAUCUUUGUGAUCUAAUUCACAAAGAUAAAGAACAACAAAUGGCAAAACUUAAACAAGAUAUUAUCGAUGAAGUUGUCAAAGAUGAACAAAUAAUCAAACAAUUAGAACAAAUGAUUCAUACAUCAUUCGAAGAACGUAUUGUUGCUACAAAUGAAUUGUUCACAAUGGUCGAUGAACGACGAAAGAAACGUGAAGUACCAGAUUAUCUAUGUGGUAAAAUAAGUUUUGAAAUAAUGCAAGAUCCAGUUAUUACACCCAGUGGUAUAACAUAUGAUCGUAAAGAUAUUGAUGAACAUUUACAACGUGUUGGCCAUUUUGAUCCAGUUACUCGUACACCAUUAACAGCUAAUCAAUUGAUACCAAAUCUUGCCAUGAAAGAAGUAAUUGAUAAUUUUCUAUCAGAAAAUGAAUGGGCUAAUGAUUAUUGAUAUAUAGAUUUUUAUAUAUCAGAUUGUCG
Molecule: messenger RNA, 1299 nt
Organism: Dermatophagoides farinae (American house dust mite)
Lineage: Eukaryota; Metazoa; Arthropoda; Arachnida; Sarcoptiformes; Pyroglyphidae
Source: RefSeq, a predicted model, not a curated record